AUGGACGUCUACAAUGCCGUGAAGGACAUCACUGACCCUGGCGUUCCUGCGUACAUGAAAUCUUUGGUCAACGGUGCGGACGUGGAGAAGGCUUACAAGGGCUUUUUGGAGUUCAAGGAUGUGGUGGAGAAGAACCAAGUGUCCGCAGUUGGUGCUCCUGCCACCGUGUCCACUGGAGACAAGAUUGGUGUGGCUGCCAAGGCCCUUUCAGAUGCAUCCUACCCUUUCUUGAAAGAGGUGGACUGGCUGUCCGAUGUCUACCUGAAGCCGCUGCCAGACACCACAGCCCCCAAGGUGAUGAAAGCCAUCGACAAGAUGAUCGUGAUGGGCAGCCAGAUGGACGGAAACUUGUUGAAGGCUGCGGCUGAAGCACACCACAAGGCCAUUGGCAGCAUCGAUGCCAAGGAGUGA
Messenger RNA from Durusdinium trenchii, 411 nucleotides. The record is from the annotation of a GenBank genome assembly. Lineage: Eukaryota; Dinophyceae; Suessiales; Symbiodiniaceae.